UGGAGACUCAUUGUUCCAAAAGCAGGUGUUCUAAGACAGGAGGUGAACGCUGCUGAUCUCUUAAGUACCCAUUUGGCCCUACCCAGAGGGGCAGAAAAGAAGGCCAAAGGAGGUUGUGUUUGAAGAAAAGGUCAUGCUGUGUGUGAAGACACUUCUGUUUCUUUUCUUACUCCACGUGCAGCCUGCCAAGACCUCUCCCAUACCUUCUGAAAACUCAGAAGAGAAAAAUGCAAAGAUUGCUCAGAAUUACCUGGAAAAAUUCUUCUACUUGCAAAGGGAGGAUUUUCGAUCUCCAGAUUGGAACAGCACUCGUAUGUUUGUUGAAAAGCUUAAAGAAAUGCAACACUUUUUUGGGUUGACUGUGACAGGAGAGCCAAAUGCAGAAACUCUGGAGAUAAUGAAAAAACCUCGCUGUGGAGUGCCUGAUAUUGGUAAUUAUAUGAUGACCCCAGGAAACCCCAAGUGGAAAAACACCGACCUGACCUACAGGAUUCGAAAUUAUACCCCACAGUUGUUUCAGGCUGAUGUGGAAACAGCUAUUGAAAAAGCCUUUCAAACAUGGAGUGCUGCAUCACCCCUGACCUUCACCAGAACCACAGAGGGGGAAGCAGACAUCAAUAUUGCUUUUGUCCAAAGAGACCAUGGUGAUAAUUCUCCGUUUGAUGGACCCAAUGGAAUCCUUGCUCAUGCCUUUCAGCCAGGUCAAGGUAUUGGAGGAGACGCUCAUUUUGAUGCAGAAGAAACAUGGACCAUAAGCUCAAAAGGUUACAACCUGUUUCUUGUUGCUGCUCACGAAUUCGGCCAUUCCUUGGGGCUCUCUCACUCCUCAGACCCUGGUGCCUUGAUGUAUCCCAACUAUGCUUUCAGGGAGCCCAGCACCUACUCACUCCCUCAAGAUGACAUCAAUGGCAUUCAGGCCAUCUAUGGACCUUCAAAUAACCCCAUCCAACCUACUGGACCAAGCACUCCCACAGCCUGCGACCCUAGACUGACAUUUGAUGCUGCUACCACACUCCGUGGAGAAAUAUUUUUCUUUAAAGACAAGUACUUCUGGAGACGGCAUCCUCAGCUGCAACAGGUCGAACUCAAUUUUAUUUCUCUAUUCUGGCCAUCCUUGCCCAAUGGUAUACAGGCUGCUUACGAGGAUUCAGAAAAAGACCUAGUUUUCAUAUUUAAAGGAAACCAAUACUGGGUAAUGAAUGGCUAUGACAUUCAGCAAGGUUACCCCAGGGAUAUAUCAAACUUUGGAUUUCCAAGCACUGUCCAAGCUAUUGAUGCAGCUGUUUUCUAUAAAGGAAAGACAUACUUCUUCAUAAACAAUCAGUUCUGGAGAUAUGAUAACCGAAGGCAAUCCAUGGACCCGGGUUAUCCCAAAUGCCUAUGGAGUGCCUUUCCAGGAAUAAGAAGUAAAGUUGAUGCGGUUUUCCAGGAGAAUAACUUCUUCCUUUUCUUCAGUGGACCAAAAUACUAUGCAUUUGAUCUCACUGCUCAAAGAGUUACUAGAAAUGGUAAAAGCAAUUUAUGGCUUAACUGUAGAUACCGGUGAAGCAAAACAAAAACUGAUCAUACCCAUUUUCUGAAUAUGGAAGGGAAAUUCAACUUGCAUGUCCAUCACCUUGUCAUUUUUAUACUUCUCUCAAUUCUAAGUAAUGAUUUGUUUUUCUUUUUCCCAACACUGUAUUCUCUGGGUAUAUUCUCAGUAAAAAUAUGCUUGGAAUAUUCCACCCUUGGCAGAGGCUGAUUCAGUUCUCUCACAUUCUGUCUUGGAUUAGCAAAUCUAUCACAAAGAGAAGAAAAGUAAGCCCUCUUUGUGACCUCAGUAUUCACCAUUUCCUUAUUUAUUUGACUUCUAAAAUUCACUGCUUCAUUUCUUGCUUGUCUAACUUCAAAUAUUCCUACAUCCCUUUAACUAUGUGUUAUAUACAUCUGCUACUUUCAAUUUAACACUGGAUUUUGAUUAGAAGAAUUAUUAAAAAAAUAGAGAUAAGUACUCUUUACAAAACCUGUGGUGCUAUUUUUCACUUUUGGAAAGAAAGAUAAUAUAUGUUAUGGGUUGAAUUGUGUCCCCCCCACCAAUAAAAGUAUGUUGAAGUCUUAACCCCAGACA
Messenger RNA from Heterocephalus glaber (naked mole-rat), 2107 nucleotides. RefSeq names its product matrix metallopeptidase 8 (gene Mmp8). Gene Ontology annotation, cellular component: extracellular matrix. The record is from RefSeq and is a predicted model, not a curated record. Lineage: Eukaryota; Metazoa; Chordata; Mammalia; Rodentia; Bathyergidae. Gene Ontology annotation, biological process: collagen catabolic process; proteolysis; extracellular matrix organization. Gene Ontology annotation, molecular function: zinc ion binding; metalloendopeptidase activity.